AUGGGUGUUCUGGAUAAUACUUUUGGAGCAUUCUUAAUUGGGGUUGUGGUCUCUGCCACGCUCUACGGUGUCACUUGCGUACAGACAUGGUACUACUAUAGCCGGUACCCCUCGGAUCCGUGGUACAUCAAGCUCAUGGUUGGCGCUGUGCUUCUAUCAGACUCAGUGCAUCAAGCUCUGAUUACACAUACAGUGUAUACUUAUCUUGUAACGGAUUUUGGCGUCGCUGCUGACCUCGGGAAACUUGUCUGGAGUCUGGUUAUCGAAGUCUUAUUCAAUGGCUUUACAGCACUUUUGGUUCAAAGCUUCCUUACCAUGCGUGUAUACAGACUAAGCAACAAGAGUUUGGUUGCAACCAUGUCUGUGAUGACCCUUGUGAUUGGUGAAUUCCUCCUCGUUGUCAUAUACGUUGCAAAGGCUAUCAAUAUGACGACGUUCGUGGAACUCACUGCGCUCAAGCCAUUGUCCAUGUCUGUGAACGCUUUGGCGGCUGCUGGAGAUGUCCUUAUCGCUGUAUUACUCUGCACACUCCUUCAACAAUCUCGCACUGGAUUCCGGAGGUCCGACAACAUGAUCAAUAAGCUGAUUCUGUUCAGCAUCAACACCGGUCUCCUCACCAGCAUUUGCGCUGUCAUGUCACUCAUUUCUAUUACAGUGUGGGAUGGUACUUUCAUUUACAUUGCAUUUUAUUUCUGCUUGGGCCGUCUUUACUGCAACUCCUUACUGGCAACCCUUAACGCACGCAAGAGUCUUCGCGGUGAUACCCGAGAUGAAAACAUGUCGCUCUCACUUCAAGGCAUUCAGAAAAGCUCUAAUAGCACUGGUACCGCGCAAAAGCGAAUUCCGAAUAACAUCUCGAUUAAAAUUGAUACCACGCAGGAGUACGUUCGGGAUGAGAACUAUAGCUACUUGGCGCAUGGGAUCACCGUCUAG
Messenger RNA from Suillus plorans, 933 nucleotides. RefSeq lists its product as uncharacterized. The transcript is spliced from 15 exons. The coding region runs from base 1 to 933 and encodes 310 amino acids. The record is from RefSeq and is a predicted model, not a curated record. NCBI's taxonomy places the organism in Eukaryota, Fungi, Basidiomycota, Agaricomycetes, Boletales, Suillaceae.